UCUCAGAUGAAGAAAUUGAAUUUGAUAUUGCCCUUAUUGAUAACCAAACAAAUAUGAAUUUCAUGAAACCUAAAAGGAUGACUAAGUUUGACAAAAGUCAAAACAUACAUCACAAUUGUAGCUCUGGGAUAAAAGAUUGCACCAAUGAACAUACACAAUCAGACAAUGAUAGCCAAACAAAACAUGACACACCAAUCCAAGACUUUUCACAAGGCAAUUCAAAACCAAAAAAUGAGAGAAUAUCGAUAUCGAAACAGAAAAGGCCAAGAAUAUUGCGACCACCAACUUUUAAACUUAAAACACACCCUGAAGAAUUUUACUAUGAACAGUUAAUGAUUUAUGUACCAUUUAGAGAGCAAAAUACAUACAAAAACCUACAGCAAGACUAUAGUGACAACAUAGGAUGCAUUAAAGAAGAAAGAGAAAAAGUCUUCCCAUUUUAUGAUGAAGCUGAAAAAAUUGAAACAAUAAGUCAUACUUUUCCUGGCCUGCAGUCAGACUGAGAUUGACAAUGAUGAAAGUGAUACUGAAAACACAAGAACAGUUUAUGACUCAAUUUACCCUGUUGUAACAGAAAACUUUCAUUAUGAUAUU
Molecule: messenger RNA, 594 nt
Organism: Owenia fusiformis
Lineage: Eukaryota; Metazoa; Annelida; Polychaeta; Sabellida; Oweniidae
Source: the annotation of a GenBank genome assembly